AUGCGGCCAUCUUGGUGCUCAGAAGGGACAUGGAACCUGCUUGUGAUGGGUCAUUUGGCGAUGCCCAAAGCACACGCGCGAUCUGUGUACGAGGGCUACACGGGCAUCUCCACCGAAGCGUCUCUGCUUAAGCCCGAUGCUCCUCUUUCGACACCGUCACUUCCCAACAAUGUGGCAGCGCCUUCGCUCACUACGAACGCCUCUGAGCGACCCCUGACCGACUGCAAGCCUCAGAAGGAGAAUGCUGCAGCCCCGAAGCAGGAGACAGCCUCUCGCCACGCUCAGUAA
Messenger RNA from Saxophila tyrrhenica, 288 nucleotides. RefSeq lists its product as uncharacterized. NCBI's taxonomy places the organism in Eukaryota, Fungi, Ascomycota, Dothideomycetes, Mycosphaerellales, Extremaceae. The record is from RefSeq and is a predicted model, not a curated record. The transcript has 2 exons. The coding region runs from base 1 to 288 and encodes 95 amino acids.